Aspergillus sclerotioniger CBS 115572 is the source of this 1096-nucleotide messenger RNA. RefSeq lists its product as uncharacterized. The record is from RefSeq and is a predicted model, not a curated record. The transcript has a single exon. Lineage: Eukaryota; Fungi; Ascomycota; Eurotiomycetes; Eurotiales; Aspergillaceae. The coding region runs from base 129 to 710 and encodes 193 amino acids.
CGGGAGAUAGUCUGGCUGUGGUCGUGGUCGAUCGAAAUAUGAGAAGGGCCUCCUUUUCCAGAAGGAACCGCAAUGGGACCGAUAAUAAUCACCAAAUAUAAAAAUAGCCGCACGGAAAUGAGGGUGAAAUGGAUUUAAUAAAUGGAUCUGCCCCAGGGUCAGAUACACUGGAAGUGGGUUUAAUGCCGUUGCCUGUUCCCUUGUUCAGGACAGGAGAAGCUGGCGGGCACAGCGUCAUCACCGCCAUCGUCAACAUCAUCAACCAGAUCUUACCUACCUUCUUACCACCCUCGUCCCCUCGACUUCGCCUUUCCGGCCCUCCAUCGGUCCAGGGAAAUCAUUCUGCCUUACUGUCUACAGCUGAGAGAAACCUUAGUCACACUGAAGACUUGCCGGACCGAGCGUGGCUUGUACGGCCUGCACUUACCUCAUCGGGACGGGCAGGGCUGGUGGGUGUGGCAGUGGUGAUUUUUGAUUGGCUGAUUGUGCAAAUCGCUUGGCCGGGGACUGACCGCUGGGCCAAUCAGGCCACCCUCAGCGGGAAUAAUAAUAAUAAUAAUCCUUAUAGUAAUACUUCUAGCGCCGGUACAAUCGUUCUCCAUGGCUUCGAUGGAGUUCCCCCUUUUCCUUUUCCUCCUGCCGAUGGCAACCCAUCACCCAUCACCCAUCACCCAUCACCCUUUAGAGUUCAGACGCACGCAAGUAUCUAAGUACGGAGUAGGAGAAAAGGAGUCUCCCGCGCGAUCGUCGGAGUCUUGUCUUCCCGUUUCGGGUAUCGUCGAGGCAGCAAUCCAGACUGUCCGACACCACUUUGACCCUCGACGUCAUGCACGGUUCAUCAGGUUCAUGUCGAUCCGGAUGAAUUCCCUGCGAUGGGGUUCGACAAUGGAGGUUGGAGUACUUUGUAUGGAAACUCUGGGUACUCCCGGCCUCUGCACUGGCUACCCAACCCAGUUACCUCUCUGGUUAAGUCAAACGCAAUGGUGAGUCCGCCGUCGUUCCCAUGGCAAUCUACUUGACGUAGUCGUUAGACAGUCUAAUCUACGGACGAAGGAGUGGUCGAGAUUUAGUACAUGCUUAGUGCUUCACACUGUGU